CAUAGAUUGUGGAAAUCAAAACAACUGGCCUCGUAUUCAAUCAUAUGGAGAGUUCGAAGGCAGGAGGAGAAAAUGACGGAAGGUAAUGAAAUUGAGAAGUGCAAGGAAGAUGCUCUUAACUGUGCUGCCAAGUAUGUGGCAAAUUUGCUCCAGAGACCAGACCAGCUAGACAAGGUAGAGCAAAUCAGAAGAAGAGUUUUACGAACAAAGGCAUCAGUAGAUUCAAGGUUGAAGACAGCUGUUCAAUCACAGUUAGAUGGAAUUCGAUCAGGAUUAAAUGAACUGAAAAGUGCUGUUGGUGAGAUAGGUGAAGUAAAAGAAUGGAUUCAGGAACUGGAUGGUGCAUUUGAUGAGAGUAGUGUUCUUAACAAGCAUUUGUCUGAAUUAAGGUUGCAGCAGUCUCGACAUGCUCAGGUUUGUGCAAGCUUUCAUUUACUUUUAAAGGCCAAUUUCAUUUAAUGGUUUCCUUGUUUAGUCUCAGUAAGUACGUUUUGCUCAGUUUGUCACAUGUUGAGGCAGAAAGUCUCAUUCUUUGCACUGAGAUAAACAAAAGCGUUUUACCUGCUGGCUUUUGCUAGCAAACCCUCUGUAGUAAUUUAUAAUCCUUUACGUCAACUCAAGAAAGAAGUUCUUGUUUAUUUCAAACAUAACGGAAUUCAACCUUCGUACUUCAAUCACACCUUGAUCCUAAAACUUAGUAUGCUAGAUAACAGAACAUAAGUAUACCAUAUCAUUAAAAUAGUGUGUCUAUAUACUUUACCCCCACGCUUAUUGGUUUUUCGAAAAAAAUCCGCCAAACUCACAGAUCCCCGUUUAUUAUUUUGGAACCUUCUAUAUGAAGAAACAGCAAGGAAAGAGCGAAAUUUUUUUUUCUGUUUGUUUUAGAUAUGCUUUUUUCUAUUAAAAAAACAAUGCAUCCUUAUUUCCAAUGUUAAGGAACUGCUAGCCAUAAUUUCCGUUUAUUCCAGAAAGAAUGUUUUGCUGCAGGCCCUAGAGUAAGGUUAACUUAUUUUAUGAAAGUACUAAUACUUGGCGCGUGAAAAAGAAAGCGUGUAAAUAAAUGCAGUCUGAUU
Messenger RNA from Rhopilema esculentum, 1073 nucleotides. The record is from RefSeq and is a predicted model, not a curated record. Lineage: Eukaryota; Metazoa; Cnidaria; Scyphozoa; Rhizostomeae; Rhizostomatidae.